AUGGGGUUUAUCGAAGAUUCUGGUGAGGACUCAGAUUCCGUCUUCGAAACUACCAUGGAGGAUUCCGUCGCAGGAGAUAUCUCUCCAAACAGGAUUGCGAGGGAAAUUGAACGCCAGGGCGAAGCCAACCAACAGCGCAUGAUGGAAAACCCCAAAUCGAAUGACGAAAGAGCGCAAAUGCGAGCCCUAUCUCAGCUAUCAAUUUCUACAAAGGGAUUUGACCCGCCACAGAGUUCGCGAAUUGUUGCCUUGCAGCAUACACCUGCGACGGAUGUAGCCGGGUCCUCUGGCAUUGCCAGCGUAUCUGAACUUCUCGGGAAAACGGACAGAGGAGAGAUCCAACCUUUAUCUCAGGCGUUAGAAAUGGAUCGGGUACGUGAGCAGCCCGGCCCGUUUAUGACUGUGGAAGCGGUAGAGGUUCCGCAGGAAUUACCCAAGAUGCCCGGACCGGUCAAAGCGCCCAGACAGUCUGAUACUGCCGGCGGAACUGGAUCCGCAUAG
Pseudogymnoascus destructans is the source of this 501-nucleotide messenger RNA. RefSeq lists its product as uncharacterized. Bases 1 to 501 code for a protein of 166 amino acids. The record is from RefSeq and is a predicted model, not a curated record. Lineage: Eukaryota; Fungi; Ascomycota; Leotiomycetes; Thelebolales; Thelebolaceae. The transcript has 2 exons.